Oreochromis aureus is the source of this 3890-nucleotide messenger RNA. RefSeq lists its product as uncharacterized. The transcript has 5 exons. Gene Ontology annotation, biological process: regulation of apoptotic process. The annotation marks the transcript as partial. NCBI's taxonomy places the organism in Eukaryota, Metazoa, Chordata, Actinopteri, Cichliformes, Cichlidae. The record is from RefSeq and is a predicted model, not a curated record.
UUGCUGGACCAUCAUUGUUUUACUCUCAUCCUCAAUUUCGGACCCGUAACAAUCUAUCCAACGUUCAGUGUUUAGUGUAAAAACAUACAAAGCAGAAGUUAAGAAGGUGAGCUAGAAGAUGAUUAGACUAGAGUAAUGAUGACAGUAUUGAGAUUGACAGCGUGGGGAAGUGGCAGUGAUGUAAAGCAGCUUGACAAAAAGCAGCUUGACAGCCAGGAAAGAAGGCAGAUGAAUGAAUUACAGAUCAUCCUUAUUGAAUUACGCAUAACCUUCAUAUAGUUCUUUCUAAAUUAAGCUGUUUCUCAGUUCUUGGUUUCAGUGGUGAUGACUGCACGUGUUUAACCUGACCUCUGAUUGAGCAACACAGCACACUGCAGUGCACUGUGACCCACUAUUUGGGUUUUUUAGAGAUUUACAGCAUAAAUUAAAUAAUGAAGUACCAGGUCAAAGUCAAAAAGUCUAAAAGUGUUUAGUUGUUGCUCUUGUUGUUGUUGUUGUUUUUUGGGGGUUUUUGUGCUUUUUUAAAAUAUUAGUUGUGCAAUGUAUUUACUAAGAAAGUUCAAGUGCAGUCAUGCUAGUGCACUGAAUUGUUAUGCUGUCAUUAUUUUUAGUCACCUGCCAGACUCAUUCUGUCCUUUCUGAAACUCUUAAGUAACAGUCAGUUAUUAUGAGCACGAUAAAGAAAACUGGAAAGUAAGGUAGGUAGAAAAUAAUUUACUUUGAAAAAUUUGUUUUCUUCCAUGAAUACAUAGGAUGAGACUGUUGAAUAGCAUACAAUGGUAAAAACAAAAGCAAACAAACAAACAAACAACUUUACAAUUUGUGGAGGAGACAGGUAAGGCUUGCAAUUAAAUCUAAUCCUUGAAUAUCUGACUCAUAAAUAUAUAUACAAUGAUUUAAUUACAUGUGCCUUACUGUCAUAUACAAACCAUUGUAGGUAACUGUUUUUUUAAAUUACUAAAUACAAAAAAAGUACUUUUUCUUGGCUUUGUAUUCUCACAUUCUAACUGCCAGAUGAGCAUUGCCAGUAUCUAAAGUCUACAUAAAUCACAUUAUGAUCUUGCAUUCUGAACCCCCACUCUUGCAAUUCUCCAUUCAACAGCUCUGAUUAGACCUACAAGUCACUGCCACAAUAUUGUUUGUUUGUUCCCUCCCACAUCUGUCUAUUGGUGACCCAUACUGUCCUUUAGUUACAGCAGUCUCAUCAGUUGAACUAGAAAGCUUUUUUUCUCAAAAAGAAAGUGACAGCAGAUAAAUAAUUUGCAAAUAUCAUAAAGGCAUACUUUAUUCACAUUAGAACAUAUAAACAUUUAAACUGAGACCUUUACUAUUUCUUGACACUUAAUGCCACGUACUGGGUAUUAAAAGAGCAACUUAGAGAGGCAGAGAUUCCCUAAUCUGCAAAGACCAGCAAAAUUCAAAAUGAGCCAAUGGUUUUCUUAAAAUAGUACAUUUUCUCAGUUUAAGCAUUUUAUUUUGUUACUGUGUUUUAUUGUGAAUAAAAUAUGGGUUUCUGAGAUUUACAGAUCAUAGCAAUCUGUUUUCAUUUACUUUUUACACAGUGUCACAACUAUUUUGUAUUUUAUUUAAAACUAGUGUGAAGCUUUUAACUAUGCUGAUCCUCUUGGAAUCAUGGAUCAACUAAAAUGUUUGAAAAUGUUGUUCACAUGUGUUGAACUGACUGAAUAUUAAUGGACUGAAGUUUACAGUCACGGUGAAUCAGUGUGUGUCAGUGAAUGCAUUGUGUGGGCUUUAUGGCUCCAUCUAGUGGACUGAUAGUAGAAGUAGAGCAGCUGAUGGCAGCUUUCUCUGCCUCACACUGUCUGUCUGACUGCAUUCACUGUCUGUAUCACUGAAUGUAGACAAAUGUAGAGCAUGACAAAAACGGUGUAAAAUGAGAGCAAUUAUUAAAACACUCAAUGCAAAAUAAGAAGAAAACAUAAAUGAAGAAUAGAGGAAAUGAUGUCUUUACGACAGAUGCCAUAAAGAGGUCAAAAUUCAGCAGAAUGAACAUCAGCAGAAGCUGAUUGAUGAACAUCCGCAUUAAAUAUCAACCUGUAGGUGCAGCAACAGUGUUGGUGUCCAGCAGUGACCUUUGAAGAUUGUUUAGCUUGAAUGGCAUCAAACAGUUGGUAGAUGUUAGUUGGUUGUUCAGAUAAUUAUUUGAAACAAUGGAUAAAAUAAAAACAGAUGGACUGAUUCUUAUAUAGCGUGUUUCUACUCUCCUGGAGCGCUUAAAGCACUUUACAAGACAUUCACCUAUUCACACAAGCACUGUCUUCUAUGGUUUUAAGUGCUUACUAACUAACAUUCACACACGUUCUCCGACAGAUACAUUGGAAGCAACUUAGGGUUAAUAUCUCAAUAGAUAACGUGUUGAAUACCCGUGCAUCUCAUCAAUAAUCAGAGAUUUGGACAGAGUUUGAUCGGCUCAUGCUGAUUGGUUUCUUUUUUCCAACCACGACAGGAGAGAGUGGAGAUGAAGAGAGCAGCACACUGAUGUGACAGUAAAGAAAAGUUGAGCAUCUGACAGAGCAGACAGAGGGGAGUCAGUUUAAAGGCGCCGUUAUGGCUUAAUAGAAGGUCUGAGUGCAAAACCUGAACUUACACUGUCAACAUGUCAGCACACAACCCCACGCAUGACUGCUUCAUCAACACAGAGCUCUCAGUGUUUAUUUCAGGAUCAUUCUCUUAAAGACAGCCGAACACGCCUGACUGCAGUCUUUAGCGAGCACACAGUGUCUGACAUUUACAUCCAUUUUAUUAUAAAAUGCACACAAUAACUUCAAAAAGCUGGUCUGAUUUCGGGGCUCGGCUGAGCCCCCAGUGUUUCAGGAUCCUAGUGACACCUCCUAAGGACUCUAAUUCUCUUAACUGACACUGAGAUGAAGCAGAAAAGAAGCAGUUGAUAUUUGGACAGUACACAGGAUUUAAGUCGAUGUGCACAUGAAUGAUUUGUGUUUCCUCUGCAGGUGAAGGAAGUGUGUGUGAGCUGAUGUGAAUGUGAAUUCAGCAGCAUGGAUCAGUGUGAGGACAGAGAGGAGGGAGUCCUUCCCUGUAAAACCACUCUGUGUGAGGAACAUGAGAGCCAGACCAAAGCUCAGAGAUCAGUGAUGGAGAAGUCUGUUCAUGAGCAGCUCCUUGAAAUGAUGGAGAACUUGGAAGAGGAGGAGCUUAAACAUUUCCACUGGUGCCUGCAGAAUGUACCUGUGGGUGAUUUCACAACCAUCAAAAACUGUCAUCUGGAGAACCCAGACAUAGUGGAAACUGUAGAUUUGAUGGUGCAGACAUAUACUAAUGAGCAUGUGAUGGAUGUGGGGACAUCUAUUUUAAAGAAGAUGAAUGAAGGUGUGCUCUUUCCGUCAACAAUCCAGGGAGCUUCAUCAGUUUCACCAGAAGAGGAGCUGGCCAUGUUGCGGAGAGAAUUUGUGAGGAGGGUGUCAAAAGAAAUCCUUACACAGCUCCUUGAAGCUCUUGUAAAUGAUGGUGUUUUGGGUGAUUUGGAGAAAGAAUCAAUAUUAGAAGAAAACCAAUCCAGAGCAAAUAAGGCUCGCUGCUUAAUCGACACAGUGAAGAAAAAAGGAAACGAAGCGUGUAGGAUAAUGAUCAGGCAUCUUCGGACUAUAGAUCCAGUUCUCUCAUCUCAACUGCGUCGAUCCUCAUCUGUAAAGAAAGAGACUCUGCAGAGGUGUCGAUCUACACUCAAGUCCCAUCUGAAGAAGUUGUUCCAGUGUGUGGUUGAGGGGAUUUCAGCAGCGUUAAACAAAACCCUUCUGAAUCAGAUCUACACAGAGCUCUACAUCACAGAAGGAGGGACUGCAGAGGUCAGUGAUGAGCAUGAGGUCAGACAGAUUGAAACACUAUCCAGGAAACCAGACAGACCAGAAACA